Messenger RNA from Eruca vesicaria subsp. sativa (arugula), 5612 nucleotides. The record is from the annotation of a GenBank genome assembly. NCBI's taxonomy places the organism in Eukaryota, Viridiplantae, Streptophyta, Magnoliopsida, Brassicales, Brassicaceae.
CUCGAUUUAGGGUUAUCUAAUCUCGUGUGCAAGAAACUCAAAUCAAAAUCAUCUCUUACUUUCUUGCUCCGAUCGAUUCGAGGUACUGUGACGAUUCCGCUCUCAAAUUAGGGUUUUAAUUCGAUUAGUUUCUGGAAUCAAUUUCGAAAUCGAGUAAAGAGAUGCGAGAGAGUGUUUGAUCAGAAGAAUCUCUCAAAGGGGGUUUCUUCCAUUGUAUGGAAACUCGAAGCCGCAAGCGUGCGGAGGCGACCUCUACUCCUCCUCCUCCUCCUCCUCCUUCCUCCGGUCCCACCACUCGCAGCAAACGCACUCGCCUCUCUUCCUCCACCACCGCGCCUUCUCGCAUGGACACCUCCACCGACUCUUCUACCUUCCGCCGCGGAGGAGGAAGAGGAAACGAUAACUCCGACAAGGGAAAGGAGAAGGAAAGAGAGAGCGGCAGUGCCGGAGAACAACAACGUCUCAACAUAGACGAGUACGACGACAGUGACGAUGAUAAUGAUGGUUCCGGGGGAUUCAUGAAUCCAAACAACAUGAGCUCAGCGAGCAGUGCGUUACAAGGCUUGCUCAGGAAGCUUGGAGCUGGUCUCGAUGACUUGCUUCCUUCUUCAGCUUCCUCUUCCCACUUAAACGGCAGGUGCAAGAAGAUUCUCUCUGGCUUGCGCUCUCAUGGUGAAGAGGGUAAGCAGGUUGAGGCUUUGACUCAGCUUUGCGAGAUGUUAUCCAUUGGGACUGAAGACUCUUUGAGUACUUUCUCUGUUGAUUCGUUCGUCCCGGUUCUUGUUGGUCUUCUUAACCAUGAAAGCAAUCCGGAUAUUAUGCUUCUUGCGGCUAGGGCUCUUACUCAUCUUUGUGAUGUAUUGCCUUCUUCUUGUGCUGCCGUUGUGCAUUACGGCGCUGUUUCGUGCUUUGUCGCCAGAUUGCUUACCAUUGAGUACAUGGACUUGGCAGAGCAGUCUCUGCAAGCUCUCAAAAAGAUAUCCCUGGAGCAUCCAACUGCCUGUUUGCGAGCUGGUGCUUUAAUGGCUGUGCUCUCAUAUCUUGAUUUCUUCUCCACUGGAGUCCAGCGUGUGGCACUAUCUACUGCUGCAAAUAUGUGCAAGAAAUUGCCUUCUGAUGCUUCUGAUUUUGUUAUGGAAGCUGUACCAUUACUGACAAACCUUCUUCAGUAUCAUGAUUCUAAGGUUUUGGAAUCUGCUUCUAUCUGUCUUACUCGGAUUGCUGAAGCAUUUGCAUCGUACCCUGAGAAGUUAGAUGAAUUAUGCAACCACGGCCUGGUGACUCAAGCUGCGUCACUAAUUUCCACUACCAAUUCAGGAGGUGGACAAGCAUCUCUCGGUGUUUCUACAUACACGGGGUUAAUCCGAUUACUUUCCACCUGUGCGAGCGGGUCACCUCUUGGAUUCAAGACAUUACUUCUUCUGGGUAUUAGUAGUAUUCUGAAGGAUAUUCUAUUGGGUUCUGGUGUCUCGGCUAAUGCAUCUGUAUCCCCAGCACUGAGCAGGCCUGCAGAUCAGAUUUUUGAGAUUGUGAACCUAGCAAACGAGCUCCUCCCUCCAUUACCAGAAGGAGUUAUCUCCCUUCCUACUAGCACAAACACUUUGGUGAAAGGUUCAGGCCAAAGAAACCCUUCUCCAAGUACCUCAGGAAAACGAGAAGAUUCUCUAAAAGUUUCACCCAGAGAAAAAUUACUUGCUGAUCAACCUGAACUUCUGCAGCAAUUUGGAUUGGAUCUUCUUCCAGUUUUAGUGCAGAUUUAUGGUUCUAGCGUCAAUGGUACAAUUCGCCAUAAAUGUCUCUCAGUUAUCGGAAAGUUGAUGUACUUUAGCACUUCAGAAAUGAUCCAGUCUCUAAUCGGGGACACAAAUAUAUCGAGCUUCUUGGCUGGAGUCUUGGCGUGGAAAGAUCCACAAGUCUUGGUUCCUGCUCUACAAGUUGCAGAAAUUCUUAUGGAAAAGCUUCCUGAAACAUUCUCUAAAGUGUUUGUGAGGGAAGGGGUGGUUCAUGCUGUAGAUCAACUUGUCUUGGUUGGUAGACCUAUAUCUCAUGCUUCUCUUAAUGAUAGGGAAAAUGACUGUGUUCCUGGAUCUGCACGAUCUAGGCGUUAUAGACGGCGAAGUAGUAAUGCCAGUUCUGAUGGAAACCAAUCCGAAGAUCUUAAGAAUUCUGUGUCCGUAAACAUAAAUGCAAACCAUAAUUCCCUGGAGUCGCCUACAGCUAGCUUCAUGCUGAGGGAAUCAGUCAGCUCGUGUGCCAAAGCAUUUAAAGACAAGUACUUCCCAUCUGAUGGUGGGGAUCUCGAUGUUGGAGUCACAGAUGAUCUCUUACAUCUGAAGAAUCUUUGCACGAAGCUGACUGCUGGUACAGAUGAUCAUAAAGUGAAGGGAAAGGGAAAAUCUAAAGCCUCUGGGCCAUGUCUUGGCGAUUUUUCUGCUAGCAAGGAAGAAUACUUGAUUGGCAUAAUUUCUGAGAUACUUGGCGAGCUAAGCAAAGGGGAUGGCGUCUCGACUUUUGAGUUUAUAGGCAGUGGUGUGGUUGCAGCAUUGCUUAACUAUUUUUCUUGUGGAUGCUUUUCCAAAGAGAAGAUCUCCGAGCUUAAUAUGCCCAAACUUCGCCAGGAUGGGCUCAGAAGGUUCAAAGCUUUUCUAGAAGUCGCACUUCCUUCUGAUGGUAGUGAGGGAAAGAUCCUUCCUAUGACAGUUUUGGUUCAAAAACUUCAAGAUUCUUUAUCUUCACUGGAACGCUUUCCCGUUGUCCUUAGCCAUCCCUCAAGGUCACUAAGUGGAAGUGCUCGUCUCUCAUCUGGUUUGAGUGCUUUGGCACAUCCUUUGAAGUUGCGAUUAUGCCGUGCACCUGGAGAGAAGACAUUACGUGAUUACUCCUCCAAUAUUGUGCUUAUAGAUCCAUUGGCAAGCCUAGCAGCUGUGGAGGAGUUUCUAUGGCCCCGAGUUCAACGCAGUGAAUCUGGUAUGAAGCCAGCAGCGCCUGCCAAUGCAGAUACCUGCACAUUACCUAGCGGGGCUGGUGUCUCAUCACCAUCCUCGUCAACUCCAGCUGCCACCACUCGUGGUCAUUCUUCUAGAUCUAGAUCAUCAAUUAACAUAGGUGGUACCUCAAAGAACGAACCUGUGCAUGAGAAAGGUACUAGCUCAUCCAAAGGAAAAGGUAAGGGCGUUAUGAAGCCGGCUCAAGCGGACAAGGGUCCUCAAACAAGGAGCAGUGCUCAAAGGAGAGCUGCCCUUGACAUAGAUACCCAUAUGAAACCAGCGGGCGGAGAGUCCAGCUCUGAUGUUCUGGAUGACAGUCUUCCCGUGUGCACGCCUGAUAAAGUUCAUGAUGUGAAAUUGGGGGACGCAGUGAAUGACGAGGGUGCGGAUCUGGCAGCUAGCGGCAGCAAGAUGAAUCCAGCUCCUGGAGGCACUAGUGGAACUGCAGCCGCAAGGGGAUCUGAUUCUGCUGAUGCUGGCAUUCGGAAUUCUUAUGGUUCUAGGGGUGCGCUCUCCUUUGCGGCUGCAGCCAUGGCUGGCCUUGAAGCUGCCGGUGGUAGAGGUAUCAGGGGAAGUAGAGACCUGCAUCCCUCUAAGUUGAUAUUUACUGCGGGAGGCAAGCAACUUAGUAAACAUAUGACGAUUUAUCAGGCUGUGCAGCGGCAACUUAUGCUAGACGAAGAUGAUGAUGACAGGUUCGGUGGCAGCGAUUUCAUCUCAAGUGAUGGAAGCAGAUUAAAUGAUAUAUGCACAAUCAUGUACCAGAGGCCGGAUACCCAAGUGAAUAGGUUGUCUGUUGGUGGAGGAAGUUCUACAACACCAUCAAAAUCCACCACUAAAUCUGCUACCACCAAUGCUAGCUCAGAAUCCCAGUCAUAUAGGGCUUCUCUUUUGGAUAGUAUUUUACAAGGGGAGCUUCCUUGCGACCUUGAGAAGUCAAAUUCGACAUAUAAUGUUCUGGCGCUGUUGCGUGUUUUAGAGGGUUUAAAUCAGCUUUCCCCCCGGUUAAGAGCCCAAACUGUUUCUGAUCGUUUUGCAGAGGGUAAAAUUACAAGUCUAGAUGAUUUGAAUACAACUGCUGCUAAGGUGUCUCAUGAAGAGUUCAUCAACAGCAAACUUACACCCAAAUUAGCUCGACAGAUCCAGGAUGCGCUUGCUUUGUGCAGUGGAAGUCUUCCCUCUUGGUGCUACCAGUUGACUAGAGCAUGCCCUUUUUUGUUUCCGUUUCAGACCCGGAGACAGUAUUUCUAUUCAACUGCUUUUGGGCUGUCCCGUGCAUUGAAUCGCUUGCAGCAGCAGCAAGGUGUUGACGGCAGUGGGUCAACGAAUGAACGGGAGAUGAGAAUAGGGAGAUUGCAGCGCCAGAAAGUACGUGUAUCUCGAAAGAGGAUACUAGAUUCUGCUGCGAAAGUUAUGGAGAUGUAUUCUAGCCAAAAGGUUGUGAUUGAAGUAGAAUAUUUUGGUGAAGUUGGUACUGGUCUAGGCCCUACACUUGAGUUUUACACACUCCUAAGCCAUGAUUUGCAAAAGGUUGCCCUUGGGAUGUGGAGAUCGAAUUCUGGUGACAAGGUAUGUAGGAAAAUUGAUGAAGAUGAGAUUGAAGACGAGAAAUCAUCUGCAGCUAGGGACAGGGAUAUAGUUCGGGCACCACUUGGGUUGUUUCCUCGACCGUGGCCUUCAACAGCCGACGUGUCUGAAGGUAGCCGGUUUCAUAAAGCAAUUGAAUAUUUCCGCCUUUUAGGGCGCGUAAUGGCAAAAGCACUUCAAGAUGGACGGCUAUUGGACUUGCCAUUGAGUACAGCGUUCUAUAAGCUGGUUCUUGGUCAACAGGAGCUUGAUUUGCAUGAUAUUGCAUUAUUUGAUGCUGAACUGGGCAAGACAUUGCAAGAGCUUCGUGUUCUAGUUGGCCGUAAGCAGUAUCUGGAGGCAGUAGGUGGUGACAACUGGAGCGCAAUUUCUGAUCUAUCUUUACGUGGAUCCCGUAUUGAAGAUCUCUGCUUGGACUUCACUCUACCUGGCUAUCCUGAAUACAUUCUGAGGCCAGGAGAUGAAAUUGUUGAUAUUAAUAGUCUUGAGGAGUAUAUAUCUCUGGUCGUUGAUGCUACUGUCAAGAAAGGUAUUGCCCGGCAGUUGGAAGCCUUCAGAUCUGGAUUCAAUCAGUUCUUUGACAUAACAUCUCUACAAAUAUUCACCCCUUCUGAGCUGGACUACUUGCUGUGUGGUCGUAGAGAGUUAUGGGAGGCGGAGACUCUUGUUGAACAUAUCAAGUUUGAUCAUGGUUAUACUGCAAAAAGUCCGGCAAUCAUUAACUUGUUGGAGAUAAUGGGAGAGCUUACAGCAGAUGAACAGAGGGCUUUCUGCCAGUUUGUAACUGGAGCUCCUAGGCUUCCUCCUGGCGGCUUAGCUGUUCUGAACCCAAAACUGACGAUUGUGAGAAAGCAUUCAUCAACAUCAAGUGCGGCAGCCAACGGGACAGGGGUUUCAGAGACGGCAGACGAUGAUCUACCCAGCGUCAUGACUUGCGCCAACUACCUUAAGCUCCCUCCUUACUCUACAAAGGAAAUCAUGUACAAGAAACUGCUUUACGCUAUCAACGAAGGGCAAGGAUCCUUUGACCUGUCAUAA